GCUUCCAAUCACUUUCUCUUUCAGGAUCGUAUCUGAACUCUCCCACUGCGCUCUCUCUACCGGCCUCAGAUAUUUAUCAAGCCCGGGACCAUGCAAGCCUGCCUACCGAGAUCGUAUCUAAUCCCAGUGAGAGAUGAAGAAGCAGAGUCUCAGAGGAAGGCCAGAUCUCGCCACAUUAGACAAACACGCAGAUCCACGCAGGGUGUUACCCUGGCUGAACUGAAGGAGGCUCAGAGGAACUACAGCCCGUCUCUUCAAGAUACAGAUGGUCAGAUAGAGGAUGGUUGCAGCAGGAUGUGUGACCGGUCCAGUCUGAAAGGGAUAGGAGAGGCCCGGUCCAACCUGGCUCAGUGUUUGGAGGCAGGGAACCCCAGUCAUACAUGUAGCUGGGAGAUAGACAAGAUUGGAAACCAGAGACAAAAGUGGAGGACUCAGGCUUCAGGUUCUAUUGCAGACCUCGCCAAUCCUCCUUCUGACCCUUGGCAUUACUACAUCCCUCCUUACACCUCCUCCAGCCUGGCCAACUCUAUGUCCUCCAGAGUUGUUAAAGGGGAAGAUGAACAAAAACAUGACUCCACUGAAGAUCCCUCCAAAUGUGUCCUUUCCACAAGAGAGAAAAAAGUGUGGUUCUACGACCAAGAUGCAGAUAAAACCUCCCAGGUUUUUGAGGUAUGUGCAUGGAAGGGAUUUCAUGAUUUUCAUAAAUUGUUGGAACAAGCUCCUAUGUGACAGUGGACAUAUUUCUGUGACAUUCUAUUCUACCACUAGGUGGUGCCAAAAUGUUUUUCAAGUAUGAUUUCAUCUGCUGUAUUC
Esox lucius (northern pike) is the source of this 813-nucleotide messenger RNA. Its product is annotated as protein phosphatase 1 regulatory subunit 12B-like. The record is from RefSeq and is a predicted model, not a curated record. The transcript is spliced from 5 exons. Bases 91 to 729 code for a protein of 212 amino acids. Lineage: Eukaryota; Metazoa; Chordata; Actinopteri; Esociformes; Esocidae. Gene Ontology annotation, cellular component: cytoplasm. Gene Ontology annotation, molecular function: phosphatase regulator activity; enzyme inhibitor activity.